Messenger RNA from Penicillium argentinense, 717 nucleotides. Its product is annotated as Mpv17/PMP22 family protein. Gene Ontology annotation, cellular component: membrane; cytoplasm. NCBI's taxonomy places the organism in Eukaryota, Fungi, Ascomycota, Eurotiomycetes, Eurotiales, Aspergillaceae. The transcript has 3 exons. The record is from RefSeq and is a predicted model, not a curated record. The coding region runs from base 1 to 717 and encodes 238 amino acids.
AUGCCUUCCGCGCUGACAGUCACCUUCGUGCAGUCGACGGUGCUCAACGCCAUCUCGAACAUCCUGGCCCAGCUCAUCGACCAGCGCAACAACACCACUCCAUUUACAUUGAAUGCACUAGCCCUGCUACAAUUCAUCACAUAUGGCUUCCUGAUCGUCCCCAUCAAUUUCUACUGGCAACGCGCCCUGGAAGCGCGGUAUCCAGGCUUUCCCUCGCGCGCUGAGAUAUCCACCCUCUUCUCAUCGCGCUCAUGUUCACUCCGUGCCCUCACUCUCUCCUCUUUGCGCGCCUUCCUAUCCUCUCUCUGGCCUUGGUCUGCGACCGAGGACCAGCUCCCGCACCAUCGGGAUAAGGAGCAGGAGAAGAUGGCAGAGGUGCAAGCGCAGGGACAGGGGCCGAGUCGGUGGGCGCCGCGGGCGAGGAAGUCGGGGCUGCAUGCAUUUGUGAUGAAGUUUCUUUUUGACCAGACGGUUGCCGGCAUCGUCAAUAUUGUGCUUUUUGUCGUCUUGAUUAAUCUGCUGAAGGGGGAGGCUGUGAAGCGGGUCUGGGAGUUAGUUCUUGAGGUCUUCCGGCCCAUCAUGAUUGCCCGCCUGAAGUACCGACCUAUUGUCUCAACGCUGAUGUACACGGUCAUCCCCGUGGACCGGCGGGUCGUCUUUGGCAGCGCGUGCGGUGUAAUAUGGGGAAUUUAUUUGAGCCUCUACGCAGUGGUCUAG